Messenger RNA from Penicillium brevicompactum, 1200 nucleotides. RefSeq names its product DHHC family palmitoyltransferase. The transcript has 4 exons. Gene Ontology annotation, cellular component: endoplasmic reticulum; Golgi apparatus. Lineage: Eukaryota; Fungi; Ascomycota; Eurotiomycetes; Eurotiales; Aspergillaceae. The record is from RefSeq and is a predicted model, not a curated record. Gene Ontology annotation, biological process: protein targeting to membrane; peptidyl-L-cysteine S-palmitoylation. Gene Ontology annotation, molecular function: protein-cysteine S-palmitoyltransferase activity. The coding region runs from base 1 to 1200 and encodes 399 amino acids.
AUGGGGGCUUUAAGAACUGUGGCGUUGGUGAUCCUGGCGAUCUCGUUGUUCACGUUCAUCGCACUAUUUGGCAGGUUGCCGGCUUUCAGGAAAACACCGGUUGCUUUCCUUCACCGCGUACUUUGGGUAUAUCUGCCCAAUGGUAUUGCCGUUGUUGACGAUCGGUUGUGUGGGGGAAGGGUGAUGCGAUGCUGGAACCGAUCUGGCAGUUACAUCCUGAAGGAGAACCACCCGCUCGUCCUGAUUUUCUUUACAUCUCUAAUGGUGAUUGGAGAAAUUGUGUUCGUCCCGGCUGCGUGGCCUCGACUGUCGAGCCUUCAUCGAUUCUGGGUGCCUGUCGCCAUCACUUUCCCAUAUGUACUACUGUACAAAUGCGUGGUGACCAAAUCCUUCAUCACAGAUGAGAAUCAUGAAGAAGAGAUGAGGCGUUAUCCCUACGAUCGAGUCCUCUUCCAUCCAGGCCAUCGUUGCAGUACUUGUGACUUUCUGAAACCAGCGCGCAGCAAACAUUGCAGCUUCUGUCAGGCAUGUGUGUCUCGACAUGAUCACCACUGUGUCUGGUUAAUGAACUGUGUUGGAGCCAACAACUGCGUGUACUUCAUUUCAUUGCUGGUUUCCCUCUCUGUCAUGCUGAUCUACGGGUCCUACCUUGGGAAAUCCUUGCUAUCCGAAUCGCUAGACCAGCUAGCUCCACCAGAGGUCAAAAUCGCCAUGCAAGGCUGGACAUGUUUUGGUCGCCACUUAUCCAAGGAUUGGAACGGUGUUCCUACUGAUGGUGAUGACUGCCCCCUGGCGAUCUCCUUUUUGGCGUAUCAUACAUAUCUCAUCUGGGCUGGUACAACUACCAAUGAGAGCUCUAAGUGGACUGAUUGGAAAGAGGACGUGGAAGAUGGCUUGGUAUUCAAGACAAAGCGAAGUCUGAUCUUUGAAAAUCCGCUUCCCACGGAUCCUCAUGACCAGACGUGGCCGGUGCACACAGAUCAGAUACUUGUCACCGAUGAGGAUCCUCCGACCGAGGGUUGCUUGCUGAUGUCCAACUCAAACUGCAUCGCGCAUCGCCCGGGAUCAGACGUGCCACCCGAUCCACGGUGGAAGCGUCUCCAUAGCAUGAAGGAUGUGGACAACAUCUAUGACCUCGGCUUUUGGGAUAACCUUCGGGAUGUAGUAGGGCUUUCAGUCCGGCGGCCUGUAUCUAAUUGA